Messenger RNA from Spirometra erinaceieuropaei, 5058 nucleotides. NCBI's taxonomy places the organism in Eukaryota, Metazoa, Platyhelminthes, Cestoda, Diphyllobothriidea, Diphyllobothriidae. The record is from the annotation of a GenBank genome assembly.
AUGAGUGCCCUUCUUGAAUUUUUGAAUGGCUUCAAGCCGAUGGAGACUACACUCAAGGAGCUUUUCGCGAAAGACCCUAAACGGUUCGAAAAAUACAGGUAAGUCCCCUGUCCUGUUUCGGGGCACAGCAUAUAUGCUCUAUAUGUACAUUGAGUUUUUAUUUGUUUUUCUGUAAUUGUAGUCAAGUUCUUGAAUUUCCGGAAGGCAAACUCCUCGUUGACUAUUCCAAGAACCUAAUUGAUGACGAGUUGUUCGAAAAACUAAUACAACUGGCAAGUGCUAUCCGUUUUUAUAAUUUUUAGGCUCAAAAAUCAAAUGUGGAGCAAAUGAGAGAUGCCAUGUUUAGCGGAGAAAAGAUUAACUUUACAGAAAAUCGCGCAGUCCUGCACAUUGCACUAAGAAAUCGAUCAAACACACCAAUUUUGGUGGACGGCCAAGAUGUAAGACGGAAUUCAGCCUAACGUCCCUGCAGGUCAUGCCGAGCGUCAAUGCUACCUUGAAGCAAAUGCGUGACUUUACGGAGAAUGUAUUAACCGGAAAAUUUAAGGGGUAUACGGGCAAGUCGAUUACAGAUGUUGUCAACAUCGGCAUCGGAGGCUCGGAUUUGGUGGGUGCUCUAUUUCAUUUUGUAAUUUUGCCGAGCUAAAACCAUGUUACAACUUCUUACGGCAAACACGCUUAACUGCAAGGGUUUCGAUUACGCCUCGUAGAAGAAAAUUUAUCGGAUUUUUAAUUUCAUGUCUUCGAGAAAGUUUGGGUCAUUCUUUGUAGUUGAUUCUGUAGACUGCGAAUUUACUCGCCACGCCGGCGCCUACCAACAUUUGUCGUCAUCUGCUUUUAAAAUGACACGUUUGCGCAAUCCUUGGGGAUGCCAAAAAAUGGGGAUUUAUGUCAUUGCUGUUUCCGUUGUGACAACCUAGCAGCGAGAGGCGUUUUAUUAUUGAAAAACAAACGGUGCCUGGAUUUAUAAAUACUGAAGGGGAAGCGCAAAACGGAUCGCGACCGUCUUCUUUAGUACUCCAAGAGCACGCGUAUAUGGCCAUUGAGAUCAGACAAAUUUAUACAAACAAGAAAAUACCUAUCACUUCGGUCAGAUGUAGUGUUUUCUGUGAGGUAGAGUAUUUCAAUUGUCAGCAUGCACAACGCGUAGGAUGGAAGUCGUGCUGGACCUUAAUCAAAAUAUAUUAAUGCAAAAGCGUGAUUCGCGAAUUAUCCAUUUUAUCUGGGUUCACCUGACGGGACUUGGCGUCCUAAUCCCACUUUCCGCCUCGGUUGUUCUUCGGACACCGCCCAUAUGUUUGUAGUAUAGGUUAGCGUGAACUACUGUUUGGGUGUGACAAUUUGAAACUUAAUUAGGUGAGGGACGUCAGCGCGAAAUUUUUAGAACAAGCUGAAUGUUAAAUCGAUGUCCGGAAUUAUUGUCAUCGGGAGAUAGCCGUCAAGCGUUGCCGCAACCACAUUUAUUGCGUUAAUUGAGAUUAAUAGUGGCCCGCGGACGAGUUCCUGAAUAACGCCUUCGUUUUCUAGAUGGCCGCUUCGUGUGAAAAUACGUGCGUAAUUUGGUCAAACAAUAUCUCAACCUUUCCCAACAUUCCCUUAAAAAUUAUCUCAACGCUUAUACACUCUCUUCAUGUUCUUCCCCGCCAACACCUCACUUAUUCCCAUGUCCUUUUUUCUUUAGGGUCCUGUGAUGGCCACCAAUUGCCUCAAGCCAUUUUCGAGUUCGCUCAAAGUUCACUUUGUCUCUAACAUCGACGGGACUCACAUAAGCGAAACUCUAAAACUGUUGAGACCCGAAACUGCCUUGUUUAUCAUCGCAUCCAAGGUGCUUAUUUCCUCUGACGCUACAACUGCUAAAGAAUUACUUUGUCGUUUGUACGACUCAUCUUAAACCCCCUUUUCGUGAUAGUUUCAAUUAGUUCGCUUUAUAUUUAUAGAGAUUUAGAAUUACUUUUUCUGUUGGCCGUAAAACUUGGUUGCUAAUCUUUUAUUCGGGCGAAAACCUCAAUUUAAUGUGCCUCCUCGGUUCCACUUGUCUACUUACACCUGUAUUUUGUAGACUUUUACAACUGCCGAAACCAUGACUAACGCCGCUUACGCGAAGGCCUGGUUCCUGAAAGCCGCCAAAGAUGUGAGUUCUUACCACCACACCUCCUGCGCUUUAUUUUACUACACGCAUAGUCUUUUUGCUCGAUAGCCUCUUACGCUUGUUCUUUAUACUGUAAACUAGUGCACAUUUCCUUUGGAAAACCAAUUGUUUUUUUCUCAGUUCACCUUUACUCAUUCCGCUGUUCUAGCCCAAAGCUGUUGCUCAGCACUUUGUCGCUCUUUCAACAAACACCGCAGAGGUGAAGAAGUUCGGGAUUGCCGAGGAGAAUAUGUUCGAAUUCUGGGACGUACGUUGUAACAUUUGAUUUUACUUCAAAUGCGGAAUUUCAAUAAACAGUUAGCUCACCUCGGUAGCCCUGCUAUCUAACUGCAUCUGUCUUCCUUUUGCGCCUUGUUAUAAUAGUCAAGACCAUUAUUAUUAGCAUUGUAGCGUGUUUUCAUAGUCGUGUUUAGGAUCCUUCUGGGUCCUGACCACAACGCGAGGUUGGCUUACACUGAUUUGUUUUGUUUCGGUCUUUUACACUGAACGAAAUGAAUUUUGUUUUUCUUUUAGUGGGUUGGUGGCCGUUACUCCAUGUGGUCCGCCAUCGGACUAUCCAUCGCCCUGUACAUAGGUGCGUUUGGUUUCGACCUUCCUCAGUUUUCAGCCUGCAAUGGUGCACAGUCUUAGAAAAUUAUUCAUUUCGAUAAGGACGUUAGAGUCAUUUUUCCCCCACGCAUUACAGGCGACAGACUCAUGCCUAGACGUAUUUCCAUGUGACUGAGUUUCAUCUUUAAUUAAAUUCACUACGAUUGAAUAGCUCUGGCAGAUAGUUCGACUUCUGAGGCAUAUUCUGCCUUUUUCAACCAAAUUCCAUGAGCACGGUUAUUUAGGCGAUUCAAAGUGUUACGCCUUAGAUUGGUCGUGACAUGUUAUGCAGUAUUUUGAGAAUCACAUGCCAUUUGAGAAAACAAUAUGCUUACUAAUCUUAUUUUACGAAGGUAUGGAUAACUUCGAGAAACUCCUGGCUGGCGCCCAUGCGAUGGACAAGCACUUCAAAGAGGCCCCGCUAGAACGCAAUGUAAGGCUUGAAUUUUAGAUUUAUAUGGGUUUUACACUUUUCUAACUCAUCCUUUCGGAUACAAGCAAAAACGAGUCCCGAGAAGGAGAUUCGAUCGUUUGAACACUGAUUUCUUUUGCCUGGCAUUUCGAAUUCACAUCGGACCAGACAUGGCUACUGAUAGUGGUAGUGGACUCAAAAGCGGUUGUAGUAUUCAUGAGAUGCCGUUUCCAUGUAACCAAACACCUAUAGAAAUUUGCAUCUCCCGCAUCUAUCGCAGGUGGUCGUACUUUAUGGUAGUCAUAUAGAAAAGGCGGUGCCCCCACGACGGGCGACGCGGUAGAUGCCCUGAACCAGCACAGAAGCUGGAUCAAGGUCCAACGGGCCUUAUUAAGGAUGCGCGCUCAUAGAAAAUGCCACACAUGAAGAGGUAUGAUGAUAUGCUUAGGCGCAGGCUUACUCCACGGCAGCCACCUGCGACUUAGGUUUCCGAAACUUAACUAGUGUUUCCUCCUUCCAGAUUCCUGUUAUUCUGGCGUUGCUCGGAGUUCUCUAUAUUAAUGGAUACAAGGCCGAGACUCAUUGCAUCCUGCCCUAUGACCAGUACAUGAAUCGCUUCCCUGCCUACUUCCAACAAGGUGACAUGGAGUCCAACGGCAAGUACGUGACACGCGAAGGUGCGACUGUGAACUAUUCUACCGGGCCAGUUGUUUGGGGCGAACCCGGCACCAACGGUCAGCACGCCUUCUAUCAGCUCAUUCAUCAAGGCACUCGUCUGAUACCCUGUGACUUCCUGGCUCCCUGUAAAUCCCAAAACCCGAUCAAGGAGAAUGAAUUCCAUGAGGUCAGUUGACGGUACUCUCUCAGCGACUGUUUUUUUUUUUCGCGUGCUAAUCUUUCCUUCAUUUUAUGCACCCUCAAAUAGAUCCUGCUUUCAAACUUCCUCGCUCAAACCGAAGCCCUGAUGUUGGGCAAGACACCAGAGCAAGCACGAGAGGAGUUGAUGAAGGCAAACGUCACGGGUGAUAUGUUAGAGAAACUGACGGUUCACAAGACCUUCCGCGGCAAUAAACCAACCAACUCGAUCCUUUUCACUGCCCUCACACCUUACAUGUUGGGAGUGUUGGUGGCCAUGUACGAGCACAAAAUAUUCACUCAGGGUAUCAUUUGGAACAUCAAUUCUUAUGAUCAAUGGGGGUAAGUUUUCCUCAGCAUACCCAGGCUCUACUUCAUAUCGUUCUUUCGCUCUUGUUACAAACCCACGGUUAUCAUUGGAGCUCGUGGAAAGAGUCAUUAUUACUUUCCACUCGCUCGGCACUUUGAUUAUGACUGGGACCUUCGUCUUGAAGGCGUGUGAGGCCAGGCUUUCUAUCCGUUCAAUAGAAUUGAUUUGUUGGGAAUCACCAUCUCCGAAGCUCAAUUAACCCACUUUCAACCGCUACCCACGCCGGGAGUAGACGGGACGGCAAUAUUUCCACAAAAUUAUUAUGGUGUCUUGCUAGGCGUGAAUGUCGGGUUGUCGUCUGAUCUCCUAGAAAAUAACAGAUAACCGUGAAAGACCCGCGCAGCACAAGUUGGGAUUGUAAAUUGCAAGAUCUGCUUACAUAUCUUUUGACUGAUGAGUUCAUCUGCCUGUGCCAAAGACCUCAGUUUAAGCUUUUUUGAGGAACGUUUGAUGCUGCUUGUUCCUUGUCCAACUUCUCCGUUCACUCUUAACUCGCUAUUUCCUAUACUAGUUUGACUUUCUCAUGCCAAUCUGAUAAUUCGGUUGUCAUUGCUUUUUCAAAGCGUCGAACUGGGGAAGGAGCUUGCCAAACGACUCCAACCGGAGAUCCACACGAAUGACGUGAUCACAAGCCAUGAUUCUUCGACCAAUGGACUGAUCGCCUUCAUCAAGCAAAACCGUUAA